Messenger RNA from Phycodurus eques (leafy seadragon), 8103 nucleotides. RefSeq names its product SH3 and multiple ankyrin repeat domains protein 2-like. Gene Ontology annotation, cellular component: postsynaptic density; dendritic spine; postsynaptic membrane. NCBI's taxonomy places the organism in Eukaryota, Metazoa, Chordata, Actinopteri, Syngnathiformes, Syngnathidae. Gene Ontology annotation, molecular function: synaptic receptor adaptor activity; ionotropic glutamate receptor binding. The coding region runs from base 325 to 5922 and encodes 1865 amino acids. The transcript has 22 exons. The record is from RefSeq and is a predicted model, not a curated record.
UACCGUGUCGGAUACACGCCGGCCGCCAAUCUCGCCCCACACAUCGAAUUUCGGCGCUGAAGCAGUCGGGUUUCUCUCCAUUUCUCUCGAGUUUUAAGACCCCACUCCUUCCUCAUUCCGUCCUCGCUCCGCCCGGACUGUCCAUUGCGGUGCUGCUUCCGCCGCUACCCUACCAGCGCUUUUCUUAGAAGUUUGCCUGAAUUAAGUGAUAUUAGGAACAGACCGUCAAUUUCAAAGAACAGAGAGAGUGCGGACAAAAACACGAGGAAUUCAAACAGGACGAGUGGAUGAAAGGCACCGGGCAAGCUAAAUCUGCCAGGCCUGAUGUCUAUUCCCCGGAGCCCCACUUCUAGUGAGGAUGAGAUGGCCCAGAGUUUUUCUGAUUACUCAGAAGACUGCGCUUCUGAAAGCUCCCAUGAAGAAACUAUUUAUGAAACUAUAAGGGCCACUGCUGAGCCAUCGCCACGCCACAUGGACGACAUCCACAUAAACUCUCUGGUCAUCCGUGUUAUCAUCCCCGACCUGCAGCAGACGAAAUGUAUGCGGUUCAACCCUAACGCAACAGUCUGGGUUGCCAAGCAGCGGAUCCUGUAUACACUUAAUCAGAGCCUGAAGGACGUGCUCAACUAUGGCCUUUUCCAGCCUGCCAACAGUGGGAGCGAUGGCAAGUUCCUGGAUGAAGAACGUGUCCUCCAAGAGUACCCUCAACCAAUCAGCAAAGGUGUUCCAUGUUUGGAGUUUCGCUACAAGAGCCGAGUCUACAGGCAGUCCAAUUUGGAUGAGAAACAAAUUGCCAAACUUCAUACGAAGGUCAAUCUGAAGAAGUUCAUGGACCUUAUACUCCACAAUCAGGUGGACAAAGUUUCUAAGAUGUUAGAGAGAGGCCUUGAUCCCAACUACCAUGACAGUGACACUGGUGAGUGCCCUUUGACCUUUGCAGCACAUCUGGAUAACGUGGUGGAGAUGAUCAAGGUUCUUAAGAAUGGAGGUGCUCACUUGGACUUCAGAGCCAAAGAUGGUAUGACAGCCCUCCAUAAAGCAGCACGUUGCAAGAACCAGGUUACACUCACGACACUGUUGGAGCUGGGGGCAUCUCCAGACUACAAGGACAGCCGUGGUCUGACUCCUUUGUAUCACAGCGUGAUUGUGGGGGGAGACCCAGGUUGCGGUGAGCUCCUUUUGAAUCAUCACGCCUCUGUGUGCUGCCAGGAUGAGAAUGGAUGGCAUGAAAUUCAUCAGGCCUGCCGACAUGGACAUGUGCAGCACCUGGAGCAUCUACUGUUCUAUGGAGCAGACAUGAGUGCUCAGAAUGCCUCAGGAAACUCUGCCCUACAUGUCUGUGCGCUAUAUAACCAGGAUAACUGUGCCAGAGUGUUGCUUGUUCGUGGAGCUGAUAAAGAAGUCCGGAACUACAACAGCCAGAGUCCUUUUCAGGUUGCGAUUAUUGCUGGAAACUUUGAUCUUGCUGAACUUAUCAAGAACCACAAAGAGAGUGACAUAGUGCCUUUCCGUGAGGCUCCAGCAUAUUCCAAACGGCGCCAAGGUCCAUCAUCUGGUAACACCAGUGGAAACAGCCAAUCCCCCGCGUCUUUAUCAGCUCCACGGCUCCUGCUGCGCUCUAACAGUGACAACAACCUAACAGUGAGUCAGUACCAGCAGCACGGUUCACCGAGCAACUGGGCACCCCGUCUACAGCAACACCCAAACAGGGCCAACCAGCAGGGUCACUCACAGCCUGGCUCCUCAGCAUUACAUCGCAGCCUGUCACCCCAGCUGCUUCAGCAGAUGCCCAGCGGCAGCCCCAAUGGCAAUGUGGUGGUUCGGACCAUGGGAAAGGGGUCAAGGAGCCGGUCACCCUCCCUCAGCCGGCUGGGGGAAGAGACCCGACUGGCUAUACCCUCACAGCGCCAACCCAAUCCCAGCAGUCAUGGAGAUGCCCUAGGCACCAGGAGGAAGCUGUACAGUGCGGUCCCAGGGAGACACUUUGUGGUGGUUCGUCCUUACACUGCCCAGGCCGAAGGAGAGCUGAACCUGUAUAAGAAGGAUAGAGUCAAAGUUCUGAGCAUCGGAGAAGGUGGCUUCUGGGAGGGCAGCACCCGCGGCCAGGUGGGCUGGUUCCCAGCUGACUGUGUGGAGGAGAUCCCAGCCAAGGCCACAGAGGAGAGGAGCUAUUCCCGAGCGGACCGUGCUGACAGACGGAAAUUGUUCAGACACUACACUGUGGGCUCUUAUGACAGCUUUGAUGCCUCCAGCGACUGCGUGGUGGAUGAGAAGACGGUGGUUCUCCAGAAGAAGGAGAAUGAAGGAUUUGGCUUCGUCCUACGAGGGGCAAAAGCGGAUACACCCAUUGAGGAGUUUACUCCCACCCCGGCCUUCCCAGCUCUGCAGUAUCUGGAGUCAGUAGACGAGGGGGGCGUGGCAUGGCAGGCGGGGCUCAGGACGGGGGACUUCCUCAUCGAGGUGAAUCAGGAGAAUGUGGUGAAGGUAGGCCACAGACAGGUGGUCAACAUGAUCCGCCAGGGUGGGAACCGCCUCUUGAUCAAGGUGGUGACAGUAAGCCGGAAUCUGGACCCUGAGGACACAGCACGUAAAAAAGCUCCGCCACCACCAAAGAGAGCUCCCACCACUGCCCUGUCCAUGCGCUCCAAGUCAAUGACGUCCGAGUUAGAGGAACUCGACAAAGUUGAAGAGAUGACGCACGCCCAGAAGACAUCGCCAGUUGAUAUGAAGAUCGCAACAAUCAAGCCUCGGCCAUCAAGUCGCUGCUUGGGUACACCCACUGAACUAAAUUCCAUGUACCAUGACCGCCAGGGAGUAGCAGUGGUUCCACCCACUGUGCCAGGGGCCUUUCUGGGGUUACCAGAGAAGAGCAUGCUGAGGAAGCAAAAAUCUAUAGGUACAACAGAGGAGGAAAAACAGGGAUUCCUUACGCCUCCUCUACUUAAGUUUUCCCGCAGUCUCUCAAUGCCAGAUACUUCAGAGGAUAUCCCUCCUCCCCCAGCCAUUUCACCCCCCUCACCACCUGCCUUCAACUCACCUGCUGGCUCAAAGCCCAAGAGUUACGGUACCACAAGACCCACCUUUACCCAGAACUCACCUAACGCAGUGACGACUAUUAGUAGAACCACAGAUGUUGGUACAUUGAGGCGGGGCUACCACAGACAGAGUUCAGAGCAUUUUGAGAGUACACGCACACGAGGGCGUACGCCAGUGCCCGAAAACCCGUACUCUGAAGUAGGCAAUAAGAAUUUGUAUGUGCCAGCAAAACCAGCCCGAAGGAAGGGCAUGCUAGUAAAACAGUCAAAUGUCGAGGACAGUCCAGAAAAAACAUGUCAUAUGCCAGCAAGCCCCUCGGGCCCAGUUUCCAUGCCUACUACACCUGUUGAGCGAACAUGCUCUUCCAUCCCCAUUCCUACCAUCAUUGUCAAGGAACCAUCCACCAGCAGCAGUGGCAAGAGCAGUCAGGGUAGCAGUAUGGAGAUUGAACCCAGCACUCCGGAACACCCAUCUCUAAUGCCAACUGUUGGUGGAAGUGGUGGUCUGCGUCCUGAAGACCCAACGUCUUUAGGCAACCCAUUUGCGGCAGCUAUUGCUGGUGCGGUGCGGGACAGAGAGAAGAGACUCGAGGCAAAAAAACACUCUAUUGCCUUCCAGUCAAUAGAUAUGGGGGAUGAUGACUUAAUUGGUCCUACCCCAACACCUCGCCUUCGCCAGUCAAAAUCCAUCGAUGAGGGCAUGUUUGGUAGUGACGAGCGACUCCGAAGGAUGAUGGCUCCACUAGUGCACCUUGGACCACCUGUUGGAGGAGGCAGUGGAAACAUGACAGACUUUAACACUCCGGAGCCUACCGUUGUUCGGGAGCCACUAAAUACUAAAACAGGACAGUGUCCUAAUCUAGAUAGCCCUGUUAGUCUCCCAGCUACUCCUCCAAAGAGCCGAUAUAGGGCCAAUGGGACCUACCUUCAUCCUGUCACUGGUAAACCUCUGGACCCUAAUUCUCCUCUAGCUUUGGCCCUCGCAGCUCGUGACCGAGCAAUGAAGGAACAACAAAAUCAUCAUCAAAAUCAGCAACAAAAUCCUCCUCAGGUUCCGCAAACUCCCAAACACGAAGCUCAGUCCCUCCCCCUGCAGCCAAGCCACAAACUAGACCUCAACCAGCCACUCUUUAUCGAUACCAAGUUGCGGUCUGGGAUUGAGACAAGUUUUGCGUCAAUCUCCUCGGCAACCAUGGGCCGUCCAGGGCGAGGUGGCUUGCGCAGGCAAAUGACUGAACAGAAAUACGAGUCUGAUGUGGCUCGGGAGGAGCGAGAGCAUCACGUAGUUGAGGAGAGGAAAAGUGCACCUGCAGAUGUGGCUGACACACCUAAGUCAGCUGGGCUGUUAAUGGUUCACACCAGCACAGAAAUAAGCAACAAGGUAAACAACCAAGAGUUGGAAGGACAGGAUAGCAACAGGCCAUCUGAGCUGAAAGACCCCAAUCAACCUGAUCCUCGCAGUGGCCCAACAUUGUCUAUUAAUCCCCAGCCCUCUUCAACACGAAGACGUAGCAUUCCUUUAGGAGAAUCCUUGGAUGAACCUGUGAAGCUACCUUUCCGGAUCCCCCCUCCUCCGCUAGCGUCAGUUGACAUUGAUGAGGAUUUUGAUUUCACAGAGCCACUCCCACCUCCUCUAGAGUUUGCAAACAGUAUUGACAUCCCCGAUGACCAGGCUAGUGUGAUUGCACAGAUGCUUCAGCAACAGAGAAGGAAUGGGGGUCCUCUACUACCCCAAUACAAUGUCCAUGCCCCUCUACUUGUCACUGAUCAACACAAACGGGUGACGAACAGUAUGGCCCCUUCAUAUCCUCCUCCUCCACCAGACCCAGAGUCAGGGGUAGGUGACUCUGGUAUUGAAGAGGUAGACAGCCGCAGCAGUGGAGACCCUCAGCACAUGGAGACCACCAGCACCGUGUCAAGCAUCUCCACCCUUUCGUCAGAAGGAGGCUACUGUGAAACCACUCUGGAGAGCCUUUAUGCUACUGCAGAUGGGCAUUGCUUCCUAGUGGAUAGACCUCCUGUACCACCCAAACCCAAAGGCAAAUCAGUCAUCAACAGAACCUCGCUUUACCAUGAUGCCCUAAUUGAAGAACCACCUGAAUCUUAUGGGUCACCACCUCAGGCUAGUGCUGCUCAUACUUUAUCCUCUGAACCUCCUAGGACGCCCACUCAAAGGACAUCAAAGCUGUGGGGUGAUCAACCUCCUGAGCUUCAUAGCCCUCCAUCUACACCAGACACCAAGAACACAGUUAUCACAGAGUUGAGUUCCAUUCUGCAACACAUGAAUCGCGAUAGACCACCCAAAUCAGGAGAAAGCCUGGACUCCCCCACAGGAAACCAAGGGGACUUUGGAACAAGGAUGCCCUCAAACGACUCAGGAAUACGUAACAACGCCACCGCUGCUGCCGCCCUGACUUCCACGCCUCCGAGCAGCCUUCCUUCUCAGACACACCCCUGCAGCCCUCCAGACUCCGCCUCUUCCCUCACCCCCUGCUCUUCGCUGCCGCCCUCGGUGUCGCCCACACUCACAGAUGUCUUCGGCCUGCCCACCCCACCCAUGGGCAGCGGUGGAGGUUACAGUCUGAGCUCGUCGUGCGGCGGGAGCGGGAGCUCACGUUCGCCGUCACCGCUGACUCUCAUGCAGGCGGUGGCGGCGUCGGGAAAGCCCUUCGCCUCCAAGCCCGUGGAGCUGUGGAGCAAGUAUGACGUGGCCGACUGGUUGGAGAGCCUUCACCUAGGAGAGCACAGAGACGCUUUCCUGGAUAAUGAAAUCGAGGGUGCCCACCUCCCCUCUUUGCAAAAAGAAGACUUGAUAGACCUGGGCGUCACGAGGGUGGGCCACCGCAUGAACAUCGAGAGGGCCCUCAAGCUGCUGCAGGACAGAUAAGCCCAGAGGACAGCGAAGCAGCAGAGGACAGCGAAGGGAAGGUCACACUCAGAGCAUGGGGCGCAGGAGAUCUCUUUGUACGACACACGCUCCAGUCAAGUUGUCCAAGUUGAGGAUAAGGGACUGUCUCUGGAACAGUGGGUCCUCAAACUGUGGAAGUAAUUUAUUUCUCAUGAAGACCUGUGCUCAUCCAACUACAGCUUUGGAAUACUACUCACCUUUUCCAUGUGCCCCAUGUGUGGGUGCAUGAAAACCAGCUGAGCUGGUAUUUUUUUCUUCUUCUUCUUUUUGAUCCUUUUCUAUCUUUGCUAGAGAAUAAUAUGAGAAUAUUUCUUCACUAGAGUCCUACCGGAGUUAUAUUUCUGGGUGCAUCUAAGGUUGUAGAGAAACACUUUUGCUUUUCACCUGUUUUUGUUCACGUUUGAAUUCAUAACUAGUGGUCACAACAAGCACAUACUCACUUACUGCACACAAAUCCAUGCGUAAGAAGACACGGUCUUCACAGACAUGGACAUGACGAAGCAUGAAUACACACACUGUCACUGCAAUCGCCUUCUCCUCGGAGAGUAGAGUGUGGAUUGACGUGGUCCGAAGCUCCUGCAACGUGGCACCAAGUCCAGCCAAAGGCCAGCACCCUUAGUGAUGCCAUCAAACGCUUCAACCAUAUUGGAGCAAUUCACCUGGAUCAAGUUACAUCAGCUUGUCUGGAGACAAAAGGGUACCUUGUCAUCUUUUGGUUGUGCGCGCAUUUGUGUGUGUGUGGUUGAUACACAUUAAGGACAUUCCCAAAAGAGAAGCAAAAGCUUCACUUUUCCACUCUUUCUUUUCUUUUUUUUAAUUUUCAACCUAAUUCCUUCCACUGGACAGAACUGUGUAUCCCUGCAAUGUUGACCUCCCAGAUGCAAAGUUUAGUUCAGUAGCGAUCUUCAAGCAACAAUUUGACUGAUCAGUUGAAGGCGAAAGAAGGAGAUGCAUGUUACAGAGAAAGUAAAACAGAAGGCAAGUUGGGGGGAAAAAAAUAAAUAUUUCAGUGUGAAUUGUAAUGCAUCUAAAUCGUGUCUCCAACACAUGACUCUGUAAACCAUAGGUCCAGAAGUAUUGGAAACAUAACAUGGUUUUUUUUUCAUGAUUUUGCAAUUACAGUACACAAUUCAAAAUGAAAAAUCAAGGUGUUGUAUAGAUGUAAACUUUCAGCUUUACCAGUUACCGUUUCGGAAUUAGACUCAUUUUAGGGAAAGUGCAUUCAUUUUGAGAGGGUUAAAAGAAUUUGGACAAACAAGAGGUUCAUUUUUCAGGUAUAGUACAUUCUGUCGUUACUUCAACAAAAAUGAAGCAGACAAUUUCAGGUCAGAAUCAGAAUCAUCUUUAUUUGCCAAGUAUGUCCAAAAAACACAAGGUAUUUGUCUCCGGUAAUUGGAGCCACUCUAGUACGACAACAGACAGUCAAUUGACAGAGAAGACAUUGAGAAAAACAGUCACUGAGCAAUAAAGGGUUGCUUAUCUGGUAAUGCCGGUACAUUUUUUAAAUUUAUUUUUUGACAAUUGUGUUUUGACAAUUGUGCAAAAAGAUGCAGAGUCCUCUAGCACUUAGAGCAGUUUGAAUGACUAAUAUUGCAAUAGUCCGGUUCAAUGACCAUUGUGCAAAGGGCGCCGAGACUUCAAGUGAGUGUAUGCCGUGACUAAAGUGACUAGUAGCGCGAUAAUCUGGGACAAUGUUGAUUGUGCAAAUGUUGCAGAUACUCCUCAGUCAGUGUGCAAAUAGAGCAGAUGCUACUCUGGCAUGAGUGGCCAGUAUUGGUCAACAACAUAUAUGCAAAUAGUGCAGCGUGACGAGACUACUACAGUGAGUGCACGAGUAAUAUAUAAUUGGCCCCACAGAAAUGUGACAAUAAAACUCAAGACAAAAAGACAAAAAAUUGCCAGCAUGUUGUAAUGGAAUUGUAGGUAAGGUGUUUAAGAAGUUGAUUGCAAGAGGGAAGAAACUGUUGGAAUGUCUGCUAGUUCUAGUUUGCAUUGAUCGGUAGCACCUAACUGAGGGAAGGAGCCGGAAGAGCUGGUGACCCGGAUGUGGAGGGUCAGAGAGGAUUUUGCACGCUCUUGUCUUAGUUCUGGCAGCGUGCAAGUCCUCAAGCGUGGGUAGGGGGGUACCGACAAUCCUUUCAGCAGUUUUGAUUGUCCGUU